Coffea arabica (coffee) is the source of this 600-nucleotide messenger RNA. Lineage: Eukaryota; Viridiplantae; Streptophyta; Magnoliopsida; Gentianales; Rubiaceae. The record is from RefSeq and is a predicted model, not a curated record.
AUGGACCGGUUAUCCAGUAAUUAUGGGCAAUUUUUGGUGGCUUUUAAAAGCAGCUGGAUUUGUUUGCCUGAAGUGGAGGAUAAGCUUUUGUUCAUAACUGGUGCGAAGGCAGUAGUGGAGUUGUGGAAGCAUGCACAUUUUUACGUGAGCAACAAGUGCCCAUUUCCCAUAUGGCCUGCCACUGCCCCGAACCAAGGCUUUCCAGUCGUAGCAAACGGUGGCUUCUAUCUUCCAUCCGGGAGACUCCGGAAAUUCCAGGCACCAGGAGAUUCGAGUGGCCGCAUCUGGGCCAGAACAGGCUGCAAUUUCGACUACUUCAACGACGGACGAGCCUGUGAAACAGGCGACUGCAACGGGCGACUCGAAUGCGCCGGGGUGAUCGGCGUUCCUCCUGUGACGCUAGUAGAGUUUACGUUGCAGGUUGACAAGAGGCAGCCGAGUUUCUACGACGUAAGUAUAGUGGAUGGCUACAACCUCCCUGUUUCAGUGACCCCAUAUCCUACAGCACCAAAAUACUACAUCGGAGGGUGCUUCUCAGAUAUAAAAAAGGAGUGCCCUGGGGAGCUGGCGGUCCUGAAUGAGCUCGGAACUUUUUCUUAA